GCUUUCCUUUUGUCAACUUCCGCGCCUCACACACAAGGAAAGAACAGGGGCAGACGAUAAGUAAGAAAGGACGUUUAACACUCCGAAGUAGUACCACCAAUAUGGUAUGACGAGUCAACUGGUAUGACUAGUUGCUGGCACGCCACACAGGCAGCAGCCAAGGACCUGACAUCCCUCCGCAGGUCCGGUCAGAUGAGCUUUGCCCCCACCAGCUUGGUAGACCCGGAUGGGAAAGGCCGUGGAUGGUGUCAAUGACCUUACGCCUCCAGCCAGCAGGUACACAUCUUCCAUGAGAAGCGCUGUGUGGGCAGUCCUGUAGGCUUGAACCUCAGAGUCCGCGGUCUGAUCCUCAGCCAUUGCAUCGUAGUCGAGGCCCAAGUGGACGGACCCAGCAACCCGCCAGGGAGAGGCAGUCUGCGACGAAGUUGUCUUUGCCAGACACGUACUGAAUGUCAGUGGUGAACUCUGAGAUGACAGAGAACUGACACUGAUGUCGACCAGACCAUGUUUCCGAAGACAUUGCCAUGGCAAACGUCAGCAGUUUGUGGUCAACGAAAGCCAUAAAACGCCAUCAGCCUUGGUCACCAUGUGUAGGGGGUGGCACACAAGCUGUUGGAGCUUGGUGCUCCAUGGUGGUGAACUCCUCCCUACCGAUCGCGAGUUUGGCAGAGUCGAGGCGCCGGGCUCAUGUAUAGACUGAAGGACCAACCGUGGUGAUCUAGUACUUCACGGCAUGCUUAUACACCGCAGAUGAAAACGUGGGCGUGGUGAUAUCAGGGAACUCCGCAAACAGGCGUUGAUACAGAUCCCAGGUGGCAAGCAUGUUUGUAACAUCCACCAAUAGCUGCUAAUGAGCGCCGGCUCUGGCUAUCCCCAAGGCUCCAAAACUGCAACACUGGUGACACUGCUUGGCCUUGGCCCCAAACGUGGAAUGGUAAUAACACCACCCGUCCUCAUGCUGGCGGAACUUUUUAAGUCUUCUGCGAGAUUCAUAUAUCCAGCCCAGCAGCUUUUAAAGAUUUCAGGUGAAGUGAAUCAGCCAGACGAGAUGUCGCUGCAGAAACUGGAGAUUAAUGAUGAACUUCAACAAGGCAUCAAGGGACUGAACUCAGAAUUCAACAAAAACCAUGACACUCUCAAGAGGAAAAUAAAGGAGCUGAAAGACGUCUCCAAGGAACUUGAAGACAUGCACAAAAGUACUACAGUGGUCAGUUUGGUCGGAUCAUCAAUUGGAGUGACUGGAGGAGCCAUAGCACUAGUGGGUCUGGGUUUAUCAUUUUUCACAUUUGGUGCUUCUUUAGCUGUUUCUGCUAUUGGUGGUGCUGUUGGAAUAGGUGGAGGAUUUAUAGGUGCAAUAUUUAACAGAAAAAACAUGGUCCAACAGAAAAAACUACGUGAGACUAUUGAGAAUAUCAUUAAAGAUUUCCAGAAAACAAUCAAUCCAAUGAUUCAGCAUCUGAAUACAAUUACUAACAAAAUAGACGAGCUUCAGCAGGAGGGGCAGAAGUAUUCUGUGCUUAAUAAAACAUUAAUGACCAGUGUGAGAUCAGUGAAAACCUGUUCCAGCAUUGGAAAACUUUUAACUGUACUGCAAACUGCUAGACUUGGGAGAACAGCCGCAAAAGCUGUCAGAAGUCUUAAAGUGAUUGGGAAAAUAACCGGCACAAUCUCAACUCUGUUUCUCGCUCUUGAUGUUUACAGUAUUUAUUGUGAUUCUGUAGAGAUCUCUGAAUUAAAUCAACCCGAAAAAGAGAGAAAAGCAGAUGAAAUCAAAUCAGAAACUUUAAAAUUUAUUAAUGAAAUUAAAAAAACAGCUGAUCAGUUUCAGGUGAUUCUAGAUGAGAUUAAAAGUGCCAGAGAUGAUAUUAACAGAGAAUGCGGUGAAAAGUUUUCUUUUAGAACAUUUAUUUGUAAUAAAGUUACUCUGGUUGUCAUAGUCCUGUUUUUUGUUUUCUGGUUCUGUAUGACUGGAUAAUCACUAUAUGCAAACAGUCUUUGUAAAACUGUUUUUGAAAUUGCCUGUUUUGUUGUACGUGUUACUAUAUUGUAGAGUAAAGUCAAAUAAAAGUGUUCCAUCUGAUGUAAAUAGCAAGAGUGUGUGCACUCUAAAUAAAUGUACAUCUGA
Messenger RNA from Triplophysa dalaica, 2125 nucleotides. Its product is annotated as apolipoprotein L2-like. The record is from RefSeq and is a predicted model, not a curated record. The transcript has 5 exons. The coding region runs from base 851 to 1975 and encodes 374 amino acids. Gene Ontology annotation, biological process: lipid transport; lipoprotein metabolic process. NCBI's taxonomy places the organism in Eukaryota, Metazoa, Chordata, Actinopteri, Cypriniformes, Nemacheilidae. Gene Ontology annotation, cellular component: membrane; extracellular region. Gene Ontology annotation, molecular function: lipid binding; toxin activity.